This is a messenger RNA of Amphiprion ocellaris (clown anemonefish), 6110 nucleotides long. Its product is annotated as PHD finger protein 20-like. Gene Ontology annotation, cellular component: nucleus; NSL complex. The coding region runs from base 44 to 2398 and encodes 784 amino acids. Lineage: Eukaryota; Metazoa; Chordata; Actinopteri; Pomacentridae. The transcript is spliced from 18 exons. The record is from RefSeq and is a predicted model, not a curated record. Gene Ontology annotation, biological process: regulation of transcription by RNA polymerase II.
GUCACCACAGUAUGAGGAGUGCAGCGCAGACUUCUCGCCAGAGAUGAAGACUCCUCCUGACAGAUCGGGAAUCACUUUUGAAGUUGGAGCUCAACUAGAAGCCCGAGACCGUCAGAAAACCUGGUACGCAGCCACGAUUGAGAAAAUUGACUACGACAAAGAGCAAGUCCUGAUCCACUAUAAACAGUGGAGUCGGCGCCAUGAUGAAUGGUUUCAGUGGAACUCGCCGUACCUUCGGCCGCUUGAGCGAGUCAGCCUGAGGAGGCAGGGCCUGAACCCGCCACGAUCUCAACCGAUGUUUGUUUCAGGUUCAAAGGUUCUGGCCUGUUGGACAGACUGUCGUUUCUAUCCGGCCAAAAUCCUCAGAGUCAAUAAAGACGAGUCCUACACAGUGCGUUUCUACGAUGGUGUGGUUCGAACCGUGAAGCCGGCCAAGGUCAAACCCUUCCAGGAAAAGUCCAGAUCAGAGAAGAGCGCCGUGGGAAGCGAGGGAUGGGAGGAGGGGGAGAGCGAGGAGGAGGACGAGGAAGCUGUGGUUAGAGAGGAGGAAGAAAAGGAGAAAAAGGGGCAAGAGGUAGAGGAGAAGGUGGAGGAGAAUGAAGGAGUGGAAGAGGAAAGGGAGGAGGACAGGAAGAGGAAGGCCGAAUGUUCAUCCCAUCCACCAGCAAAGAAGAAAACAGAUGACAGCAGAGGCAGUGGAUCUCAGAGUCAGCCAAUCAUGGCUGACUCCACCAUGCCAAUUCCUCCAAACUCUGCCCACAUCGAUAGAGAUGUCCUGUUGGAACGUCAGGCCCAUCUGCCCACCACACACAAGUUCAGCAGAGAACCAUUGUACCGGGUCAUAAAGAACCAGCCUCCUCCUAUUCUCUCCAUUGAACUGGACCACAAUCCCUUCAAAUGCCCGUCUCCCGGCUGCACCAAGUCCUUCAGGAAGGCCAGUCUGCUGCACUACCACAUCAAGUACUACCACACUGACCAGCAGCUGGAUGAGCAGCGGGGCAGCGAUCAGGAGGCAGUGAGAAGGAAGCGGUCUUCUUCUGAGGGGGCCGACUUCAUUUCAGACAGGAAGAGUGAGAACCAGAACAGCAGCUGUCACCGCGACGACAGAGAGCUCAGCAUUGUGGGAACAGAUGUGAAGAAGGAAGGAGGCAAGGAGAAGUCAGGAGGACAGGACCGAAAGGAGAGAAAGAACUUCCUGAGAGUGAAACUAAAGAAGAAGAAAAAGAAGAAGAAGAAGAAGAAAACUCAGCCAGGACUCGGCAGCAGCGAUGAUGAGAACUCAGACAGGCCUCCCAUCACUCUGAAGCUGACAACUGGACAUCCCAGCACACAAACACAAAUUGAUGAUGGCAGCGAUUGGUCUACACUAACAGCAGAGAGUGGAGAAGACACACCCUCUUGGCCUGUCGCUAUGGAGACGGAGGAGUGCGAGGUGGUGAGGUGUGUGUGUGAAGUGGACGAGGAGAACGACUUCAUGAUACAGUGUGAGUCAUGUCUGUGCUGGCAGCAUGGCACCUGUAUGGGUUUAUAUGAAGACAAUGUCCCACACAACUACAUCUGCUACUACUGCAGACAAACCGCAAGUUGGAGGAGAGCUCAGCGUGUCCUGUCGGAACCUGAUGUCCUGAUAUCUGGUCACAUGUUCGGCCUGUCAUGUGUAAAGGAGAACUACUCCGAGAUCAACGCCUCCAAGAUUUCACACACCGGCCGUCUGCUGGCGCACACGCACAACCUCAAUCAGGUCCUCAAUGGGCUGCAGCUCAAAAUCAGCCUGCUACACUCCCAAUCCCACCCCGACCUGCACCUGUGGAAGUUACCAUGGAGACCAGAAGAGGGGACAAGGCUGAUGUCAAGCCCAAAAGGAGAGCCAACCGUCUCCUACGUCAGCAGCGAGCACUGCUACCAGAAGCCCGGAGCAUCGUGGGAAAAAGCCGAGGACAAGGACAGUCCAACGGUUGCAGUAAAGCAGGAACACGACACUGAAGAGAAGGAAAUACAACCUGAAGACAUCAACAAAACACCAGCCGACAUCUCUGCAGACACAAACAUUGUGACACACACAGAUGCACACAACGAUGAAAGCAUGGAAAGAGAGAACGCCGCACACCCAGAAGGUGUCGAACACGCACACACUCAGAUGUACACACCGGAACCUCGUCCAGCGUCUGUAGCUGAGUGUCAACUCAACCUGCUGGACCACGUUGAGUCUCUUCACCACCAGAUCAGUGCCAGGAUGGACCUGAUAGAGCGAGAGCUGGAUGUAUUAGAGUCCUGGUUGGACCACUCUGGCGAGCUUGAGCCUCCUGACCCUUUGUCCCGCCUCCCGCAGCUGAAACAGCGAAUCAGGCGUCUGCUGUGCGACUUGUGCAUCGUGAGACGCCUAUCAGUCUGCCGCUGACUCUUUGCUCCUUAAACCCUCGACUUUUGACCACGUCAGCCUGAAGGAGCAAAGUGACCAACUGACUGAUGAGAAAGACUAGUUGAGAGUGAGCCGAAGUGCAUGAUGCUCCAAAGUUGGAAGGAAAACUGUGGUUUGUUUCUGCUCCGUUGCGGGACACCACCCCUCUGGUGGAGAAAAACUACUCUACAAUAUGAAGAGUAUCAUGACAUUUUUCAUAAAAUGAACAUGUGAUAUUCUUCUGUCAAAUUCCAAGAAGAAUGUUUUCCAAACAGCCUCUAGCAGGACUCCAGACUUAUGUCCAGCCACAUGACAGCAGGUGUGAAUAUUGAUUUGGAUUUUGAUGAGCUGCUGUCAGGACAGAAUAAUUUCUCCCAGUUUCGAGGCUUGUUAACAUUAGAAACUGAACUGAUGCAAAGCGAGUGUUAUCACUGACUGUUGCCAUAUAUCAUCUUAUCGCAGCAAGCAUCAAAAUAUGAUUACUAACAAUCACACUUAAAUGGUUUGGAUCAACGUUUGAAGACAUGACAAUUUAGUUAAAACACUUAUAGAGCAAUGCUUUUAUAAGUUGGAUGUUUCUCAAGGCAGAGAUGUUAUAAUUGUACUAAUGUUAGUACUAACUAACUAUUUUCCGUUUUUACAAAAAAAAAAUAGAAGCAUUCUGAGAGGUUUGGAGUUCUGGUCGUACCAGAACACAGUUUUUUUCAUGAAAUAGAUGUUUCCAAAAGUUUGGUGACCGCUAACCGCCAGCCGGACUAGCGCUAGUUAGUCACAGUAGCUUGUUUUCAGGUUUGUUUUAUUCACUGAGAAGUUAACAGAGCAGGGUGAAGCUGUCCAAGCCGACUAGUUAAUUGCGAACAGUUAACUCAAGCCACAGCGAUUAAUCAUUUUGUUGUCAACUGUUACGAUAAUCGCCAAAUAUUUUGAUAAUCGCUUAAUGGAUUUGAGUAAUUUUUUAAGGAAAAAAAAAAUAUUCUUUGAUCUCUGAUUCCAGUCACUUAAAUGUGAAAAAUGUACUGGUUUCUUUCCUCAUUUAUGACAGUAAGCUGUAUAUCUUUGUUUUGUGGACGAAACAAGACAUUUGAGGUGAAACACAAAACAAUAUUUUUUAACAUUUUCUUACAUUUUAUAGACCAAACAACUCAUAGAUUAAUGGGGAAAAUAAUCAAGAGAUUAAUCGACAAUGAAAGUAAUUCUAAGUUGCAUCCCUACAGUUAGUGGCCUAGUUAGCUUGGUCGCUAAUUUGACAAGAAGUUUGUACAGUUUAUUCAACCUUUUAAAAGUCCAGUAUGUAGGAUUCAUUGACAACUAAUGGUGAAGGUUCCAGAUUGCAGCAAAAAUAAAUACCUCUUUUGAAAGGCUCUGCACAGAGACAGUGUUAGUUUCUCCAUUCUGGGCUCCUGUAUGAGGUGUGGUAACAAGCAUUCAGCAGCUUUUCCAAUUAAAAUCACAGACUAUACCCGCUUUAAAUUUGGCUUGCUCUUAGUCGAAGUGGUCUCCUUGUACAGCGAUACACCGCUCCCAGCGCUCCUGCAUCAGUUGUGUCAUUAUGUAAAUAUAUUAAUAACCACUGUCUUUGGCGUGCGCUGAAUUUCCUCAACUGUGUGAGUAGGGUGGGUGGAGAUUGAUGGGUGUGUUGCUCUUGCAAAGAAACUCCUGCAUAAUCACUGUGCUGUGAUCAGGCAUUUUGUCAAAUUUCGUUGCCACACAGUUAUGGCUUACAUAUGUUCCACAUUUAUGACUAUGAUGCACUUCAACCACGUUGCAAAAGAAGACCUGCUCCCUCCGACAAUAUGAAGGGCUCAUUCAAAGCUGUCAAAAACACAGCCAUUAAUUAUUAGAAGUGUUUCCACACAAAUGAAAACAUAAUUACUCCGCCAAGGAACGUGGCGUACGUGAAUCUGUCUGUCUGUCCAUGCACAACAUUACUCAAAAGCGUACUAACAGAUUUGGAUGAAAUUUUCAGGGAAAGUCAGAAAUGACACAAGGACCACCUGAUUAGCUUUUGGCAGUGAUGCGGCUUAUAGUCUGGAUCCACGGAUUUAUUCAAGAUUUCUGGAUCAUUGCCAGAUAAGCGGCACGGCGUCACUGUAGCUAUGACAAGUGAACGCCUAAUCAGCUGCCUGCUGACGAUCACAUGAUUGCGAUCCUGCUACAAAUCGACUCCUGACGACUUACCAGGACUUAUCCGUCGGAACUGAUACAAGAAACAAUUGGUUAAAUUGUGGGGGUGUUCUUGAGUCCCAUCAAUCCCACCACCCGCUACAUAUUUAGGUCACUCGGUUUGGUAUCCGUACAUAACGUACACAAGAAUAACACACCCCUGUGCGCAGCUCAAGGUCAUUUUGUUUAUGGGUAGAUCUGCAUUAAAAGGCCACAUUCUAUGUUGCCGUGAUUUCUGAUCAUCAGUAACUAAUAAACAAAUGCUGCAUUUCUGACAAUGCCAUAUGGGUGAAUGAACAGCCUUGGUGGAGUACUGCGCUCUUGGAGUGCUUUUCUUGAUAGAAAUAUAUUUUAUUUCUGCUAAUUGAUCCACCUAAAUUACCAGACAUGCAGUGACAAUUCUUCUGCUGUAUUUUGAACCCAUUUUGUUCAUUCUGAAUCAGAUUUAACAAGCUAUACACUGUUUGAAAGCACAAAGUCUCACAGUCCAGUUUCAUUUACAAACUACUUCAAGAACACAACAGCGACAGUAGUUCCCUAUUUUAACAUUGUCAUGCACAGGGGCACAUAAAUAUUGAAUUGCUAUGCGUUGCACACUGUUUCCAUCUUAAGCAAAUCCAAUGAAUGAAAUGUCUCCAUGUUUUUUUUGGCGUUUUUCAGUAAUAAGAUGGUUGCUCUGAAGGGUUUAAAAGUUGUAUUUGUACCAUCAUCAUUGGUUGCAUCACCUACACUGUGACAGAAAAGCUUCAACAAAUGCUGACACACAGCUACUCUCCUUAAAUAUCAGCACCGAUAACGCAGCUUCAUUAACAGCAAUAUGAUGUGAAAAGUUGGGCAGAUAUAAUGCCCAUAAUAUGAGAGAAUCGGUGUGAAUAUAUGAAAUGGUUUUGCAGCAAAGUUUUGAAUGCUGGUUUGGUACAAGUGGCAAGACAUAGGGAGGGAGGAAUGAAAAUUUUGCACCUGAAUUCUGAACCUUGUGUGCGAUAUUCCCCUCGAACAGCAAGAUGUCAUCCAUAUUAAGUCAAGAAAAAGGAGAGUUGCUGUGUUGAGUUUACAGCUAGUUUCAAACAACACAGACAGAUAUAAAUGAUUUAUUAAGGACACAGUAUCAUCACUUCAGAGAAGCUUCAGGCUUUGUUGGAGCAGAUUUCAGUGCAAAGUUUUCUCCCCCUUUUUUGAUAUUUGUCUAUAAAGUUUUAUCUUUUCUAGAGUUAUAUCAGUGUUUUUAUUUUUUUUUUCUACAAAACUUUACUUCACAAAGAAAACUGUUGAUCUUUGUGAGCAUGGACGUUCCUUUUGAACUUUCAAGAAUAGCAUAAAAUAAUCCACAGCAUUUUUUUAGCUAACAGAGCUGGCUUAUAGAAGUGGUCAUAUAUGAGUUCUGUUCCUUUGAACCAGAGGCUCCUGUACAUAGUCACUUCUGUAUAUACAAAGAGUUCAUUACAUAUGGAGAGAACUGUCGUUUAUUAGUAUUGUUAGCAUCACCUUUUGUGUCAGAUGGCAGUUUGCUGGCGGUCUAAUAAACUUUUCUGUCAUUUCAACAUGUAAA